Molecule: messenger RNA, 951 nt
Organism: Hippopotamus amphibius kiboko
Lineage: Eukaryota; Metazoa; Chordata; Mammalia; Artiodactyla; Hippopotamidae
Product: olfactory receptor 12-like
Exons: 1
Coding region: 1-951 (316 amino acids)
Biological process (GO): sensory perception of smell; G protein-coupled receptor signaling pathway
Cellular component (GO): membrane
Molecular function (GO): odorant binding; olfactory receptor activity; G protein-coupled receptor activity
Source: RefSeq, a predicted model, not a curated record
AUGUCUCCCCACAGAAAUGGAAACCUCUCAGUGCUGUCUUUACAAGCAUUUGUGCUGGAGGGAUUUGCUGGUGGUCUGCAGACCCAGGCCCUGCUCUUUGCUCUGUUCCUGGCCCUGUAUGUGGUGGCCGUCCUGGGGAACCUCACCAUGAUCAUGGUCAUCACCCUGGAUGCCCGGCUGCACUCCCCAAUGUACUUCUUCCUCAAGAACCUCUCCUUCCUGGACUUGUGCUACUCAUCUGUCAUUAUCCCCAAAGCCCUGGCCAACUUCCUGUCCUCCUCCAAGGUCAUCACCUUUGAGGAAUGUGCUACCCAAUUCUUCUUCUUCUCCCUGAUGGGCACCACUGAGGCUUUCCUCUUGGCCGUAAUGGCCUAUGACCACUUCAUGGCUGUCUGCAGCCCCCUGCACUAUCCCAUCACCAUGUGCCCCUCUGCAUGUGCACGCCUGGUGCUUGGCUCCUACUGUGCAGGCUGCUUCAACUCCAUUUUGCAGACCAGCUUCACAUUCAGCCUCCCGUUCUGCAGCUCCAACCACAUUGACCACUUCUUCUGUGAUGUGAUCCCCCUGCUCCAGAUCACUUGUACCAACACAGCCAAAAACAAGCUGGUCAUGUUUGGCCUCUGUGGCCUCAUCAUUGUGGGCACCACACUCGUGGUCCUCAUCUCCUAUGGCUACAUCACAGUGACCAUCCUGAAGACGAAGUCAGGAGCAGGGAGACACCGGCUCUUCUCCACCUGUGGCUCCCACAUGACAGCCGUGUUCCUCUUUUAUGGGACUGUCUUUGUCAUGUAUGCCCAGCCAGGAGCUGUGGAGUCCAUGGAGCAGGGCAAGGUGGUCUCUGUCUUCUACACCCUGGUCAUCCCGAUGCUCAACCCCCUCAUAUACAGUCUGAGAAACAAGGACGUGAAGGAUGCCCUGCGGAGACUGGGCCAGAAGCUCAAAGCCACGUGA